Messenger RNA from Salpingoeca rosetta, 826 nucleotides. RefSeq lists its product as uncharacterized. Gene Ontology annotation, molecular function: lipid carrier activity; enzyme activator activity. Gene Ontology annotation, cellular component: cytoplasmic side of plasma membrane. Bases 104 to 742 code for a protein of 212 amino acids. Gene Ontology annotation, biological process: lipid transport; ganglioside catabolic process. The record is from RefSeq and is a predicted model, not a curated record. Lineage: Eukaryota; Choanoflagellata; Craspedida; Salpingoecidae. The transcript is spliced from 7 exons.
CUUUUCCUGGAGCACGAAACCACAACAAACACUUCCUCCACCACUGACUGACAAACACACAGAUCUCUCCCUUCCCCACCAAGCUUCAAAGACGACGACGACGAUGAACACGGCGUUUGCUGUUGUGCUGGCGGCCAUGCUUGUGGCAGUGGCUGCCGGCGUGCCUGUGCAGAAGAUGCACCUGCACACAGAUCCCACGGUCAUGCGCCUGCACAAGGAAAACCCUACCAGCAUCACCCUGAAGUCCUUCAGCUUCUCCGACUGCGCCCCAUCCAGCGCCCCUGCCCACGUUUCCAAGCUGUCCAUCUCCCCUGAUCCCAUUAAGCUGCCUGGCAACAUCACCUUCUCCGCCGCCGGCUCGCUUUCCGCGACGGUUGAUGCCCCCAUCAAGGCCGAGGUCAAGCUGGAGAAGAAGGUUGGCGUUUGGAUCAAGAUCCCCUGCGUCGACGACAUUGGCUCCUGCUCGUACGAUGACCUGUGCAAGGUCCUUGCCAAGCUGAUCCCCGUCGAUCCCCACGGCAACUGUCCUGCUCCCCUCCCUUCCAUGGGCAUCCCGUGCCGCUGCCCGCUCACCUCCUUCAACUUCAACGUGCCAACCACCACCGUCUCUGCCCCGGCCCUUCCCCCCAGCGUCCCAAGCUGGCUCAGCAACGGCGACUACAAGGCGACGCUUGAGGCAAAGACCAACGCCGGCGACGUCCUCUUCUGCGCCAACAUCGAGCUCAGCCUCGAGACCAAGUGAACGCAGCAACACACACACACACACACAUACACACACACAUACACACACACACACACACACACACACACACACACACACACACAC